GCGGUGUGUGUGUGUGUGUGUGUGUGUGUAGACGGCGAAGCGCGCGUCGGAGCGCGUGGUGGAGGCGGUGGAGGCGGCGGAGGCGGCGGCGUCUGGGGAGACGGACCGCAAGAAGGCGGCGGAGAGGGCGGCGGAGGAGCGCGAGCAGCGCGAGAUGGCGGCGCGGGCGGAGGCGGCGGCGGCGGAGGCCGAGGCGGCGCGCCUCAAGGCGGAGCGCAAGGCGGCCGCCGACAAGAAGGCGCACGAGGACCUCGAGGCUAAACGCAAGGCGGAGGAAGAGGCCAUUCGCCAAGCCGAGGAGGCCCGCAAGGCGGAAGAGCAGCGCCUGGAGGCGGAGAAGAAGGCGGAGGAGGCGCGGCUGGCGGCGGAGCAGGCGGAGCUAGAGCGGCUGGAGGCGGAGGCGGCGGCGGCGGAGGAGGCGGCCCGCCUGGAGGCGGAACGAAAGGCCGAGGAAGAGCGGCUGGAGGCGGAGAGGAAGGCGGAGGAGGAGCGCAAGGAAGCGGAGAGGAAGGCGGAGGAAGAACGCCUGGAGGCGGAGAGGAAGGCAGAGGAAGAACGCCUCGAGGCGGAGAGGAAAGCAGAGGAAGAACGCCUCGAGGCGGAGAGGAGAGCGGAGGAGGAGCGCCUGGAGGCGGAGAGGAAGGCGGAAGAGGAGCGGCUGGAGGCGGAGAGGAAGGCUGAGGAAGAACGGUUGGAAGCAGAGAAGGCGGCGGAACAGACACAGGCGGCAGAGGAGCCGGCGGCGGAGGCGGAGGCGGCCGCGUCGGAGGUGGACGCGGCGGCGGCGGAGGAACCGGCGACGCCGGAAGCGGAGGCGACGGAGGCGGUGGAAGCGGCGGCGGCGGAGGCGGAGGCCGAGGCGGAGCCGGCGGUGGCGGAGGCGGAGGGCGAAGCGCCGGUGGUGGAAGAGCCCACGUCACGACACGCCCGCCCCGCCCCCGCCUCGGAGGACCCCGCCUCCGGCACCGCCAUCGAGGAGGUCUUCAGCGGCGACGACGAGUAG
Gryllus bimaculatus (two-spotted cricket) is the source of this 1003-nucleotide messenger RNA. Lineage: Eukaryota; Metazoa; Arthropoda; Insecta; Orthoptera; Gryllidae. The record is from the annotation of a GenBank genome assembly.